Molecule: messenger RNA, 2949 nt
Organism: Cloeon dipterum
Lineage: Eukaryota; Metazoa; Arthropoda; Insecta; Ephemeroptera; Baetidae
Product: zinc finger C2HC domain-containing protein 1A-like
Exons: 5
Coding region: 249-1580 (443 amino acids)
Source: RefSeq, a predicted model, not a curated record
CCACUCUCUCCGAGAGCGAGAGCAGCACCGAUCAGCUCUCUGGAUCGCGACUGUUUAGCUCGCGGCCUCUCUUAUGUCACACUUAAGGAUUACACAAGAGAACGGCGGCCGAACCGAAAGCAAAAGUGGACCUGCUGUGAGCACCGGGCGCCCAUGCACCCCCGCGCCGCCCCCGAGGGCGUCGUCGCACCCCGAAACGCCGUCUGAGCAAGGCCCGUUUUAGAAAUCUCGGCCGUCAAUUAAAGUUAAUGGAGGCGAUCGCUCCGGCGGCCCAGCAGCCCCUGCCCCUCGAGGCCGGCGUGCCGACCGACGAAGAGCUCGCCCCGUGUCCCAACUGCGGCCGCACCUUCGUCCAGUCGUCCCUGCAGAGACAUGUCGCCGUCUGCGCCAAGAACACAGCCUCAUCGAGACGCGGAAAAUUCGACUCUUCCAAGCAGAGGAUUCUGGGCACAGAGCUCGAGCAGUAUUUGCCCCCGCCUGUCAAGCAGAGACCGCGAAGUCGCUCCGUCCCAGCCGUCCCAGGAGGCCCGAGAAGAUCACUCAUUCCUCAGCCGCCGGUGCACGAAAAAUGCGAGUACUGUGGCAGGAGUUUCGGCGAUAAGGCCAUCGACAGGCACCGCGAGUGGUGCAGAAAUCAAAAAUCUUUCAAGCCGCAGACCACGCCUCCCUCGCCUGCCUACUCAAGAAUGCAGGCGCGCACACAGUACAAGGCUCCGCUAGCGAAAUCACUGCGCUCGAGAACCAGGGAAAAGUAUUCGCCGGGAAGUACCAAAGAAACUACUAAUAAAACGUCAGCCCCGACUAGCAUCAGGAGUUCCGUCUCUCACACCCCAACCAAAACCACAACGAAGGCAGCUUAUGACGUAUUCCAAUCGGCCGAGAGACAAAUGCAAGAGCUGCUGGGGUCGCCGCUUCCGUCGCGCAAGUCGCAGCCCUACGUGAUCACGCAGAAGGCGGACAUCGAGGUGAACCUGGACGAGAAAUUCAUCAAGUCGGAGGAGUUACUGAACGGCCACGAGAGCGGGGACGAUAAUGACGAUGAGCCGGACGUGGCUGAGGAGGAGGAGAGCUCCAUCGAGGACGCGCUGCACGAAAUCUCGCACCAGGAUAGUUUCAGCUCGGUGGAGAUCUUUAAGGACGAGCUUGACGAGCCGAACAAAAUCUUUGAGGACAAAAAUAGCUCGCCGGACGAGGAGAGAAAAAUCGAGGAGGCCCUGCGCACCAUCAAACGCGAGUUCAAGCAGGAGCCGCAGGGCGACCCUUUGACCGAGGAGGACGUGCUCAACCACCUCAAGGCCACCCUGGAGGGCACGCUGGACAGCUGCCCGCUGACCGACUCACUCAACUACCUGGACGCCGCCCUCUCGCUCUUCCAGCUGGACGACAUCCCGAAGCGGCCGUCCAACGCGCCCAGGUCGAAGGCGUCGACCAAGCGACGCCAGUACUCGGUGGCGUCGCCGCUCUCGCUCCUCAAACCUGACCCUGACCACGGCCAACAGCAGUGUUCGGAGUGCGGUACCACCUUUCCCAUGCCCACAGCCAAAUUUUGCUGCCUCUGCGGCACCAAAAGAUCUGUUUAAACUGCCGCUCUAUUGUCAGGGUUCCACGCAGGCUAUUUUUAAACUGUCAGAUUUCUUAUUACUAGUAAUGGGAGUUUAAGACGAUCGACUAUAUUUUUCUACACAAGCUCGUUUUAGAAGCUAAAGCUAGGUGAAAUAAUUGAAAUCCCAUGAAAAUUUUAUUAUAUCAGCAAGAAAAUCGCUGGAAAAAUUAUUAAGUAAAGACUGUAAAACCGUCUAAUUGGCACCCAAAAACUUAUGAAAUCAUUCGUUUUUUUCUUUAGAAAAACGUUUAAAAUUCCAAACCUACACAUUACAACUUUCGUUUUUUUUCUUUUAAUUUUUCUAAAUCAUAUUAUAGUAAUUUAAUCCAUACUAGAAGGCUUCCAAAUUUUUUAAAAACCUAAACUAAUUAAUCGAACGAACAGAAAUUUUAACAUUUUGGUGUUGUCUUUUCAGAAAAUUUUAAUUAGUUGCAAUUCUCCAAUAAUUAUUUGUUCUAAUCAGCCUGGAAAGUGAACCCUGCCUUGGAUGCAGCUGCUAUUUUAUUUCCUCAGGCAGGCUUUGCAAAUAAUUCUACCAGGGUUUCUCACAAAAUGAUCAAUAACAUAACUACCGAGCUUUAAUUUCGGCUUAAGUGCCAUCACAGUGCCAAUGCUAAUUCUGUAAAGAUCCUGCCUGAAUUUAUAAGUCCAGUCCGCAGCUGAAGAAACCUUAUGAAAAUGUGUCAAACUGCGGCGAGAGAUUACUUUUGUUUUCGAUCGUUUUGCAAUUAUUUUUAAACAACGAUAAAAUGGCUAUUGAUAGAGCCCAAGAUUAAAUAUUUUACUGCCGCGAGAAGAAUAAUUUAAAGCAAAAGAUGACGUGCCUGAAGUAUAAUUAUUUUCGAGUCCGUCUACAUUUUUAACGCAGAUAGUCACCAGUAUUUUACGAUAAACUUCCAUUCCGAGUCAUUCAAUUUCUGCUAAAACCGACCACAAAAGGAAGACUAAAAUUUUUCUACUACACAUUUCGAGUGCAUUUAACGAGCGUAAAAAACAUCUAGUUGGCCCUUUUGCUAACGUAAAAAACGAAAUCUCUGUCGUGUAUUUUAGUACUGCUGAUAAUAAUCAACGAUUUUUGUAUCAAGAGUGCUGUAAAACUAUAACUGAUCUAACAAAAUGUUACCUAUGAUGUGUGAUUGCGUGCUCUAGUGAUAGUUUCGAAAACGUUUUAAUCACGGUACCCAUUAUAAUUUCAUAUUACUUGUGAUUUCGUUAUUUUUAUUCUUUAGAUUGGUCCACCACUACUUGAUAUUUUGGAUAACAGUCACUUUAAUUUGUGAUCACUAACCUAAAGAAAAUUGUGAAUUGUAUUUGAUAGACUCAAUAAAGUCCUAACUAAAAUCUUA